AUGCAUGUGGUCAUUACAGUGUGUUCAGUGCUCCCAAAUGUUCCUCACUCUCACGUGUCAGAAGGAACCAGCAAAGCUGUGUACCAGGAAGGAGAUGUGAUACAUUUUUCUUGUGAAUCUGGUUACAUAUCAGAUCAGAUCUCAACCUUUGUAUGCACAACUGAUGGUUGGCUGGUGCUCCGUCAGGGAAAGUGCUACUCAUGUUUAACGCUUCCAGAUGUUCCCAAUGCCCAAGUAACACAAGAGACAAGAAAAUCUCAGUAUCGAGCAGGAGACAUGAUACAUUUCGCUUGCGAACCUGGCUAUACAUCAGCUCUCACCAUCAAAUAUGUAUGUGCGACUGAGGGCUGGCAGCCACUCCACAAGGGAUCGUGCUACCUUUCAUCUUCCACAUGUGACCCUCCUCCUACACUUCAAGGGUUAACAGUGAAAGGUUUACCGGAAAAUUCUAUUCCCAUACGUCCCGAUCACAUCCUUACAUUCAGCUGUGAUGGUCCUGGGAAGUAUCUGAAUGGCGUUUCUGUGCUGAUAUGUGGACAAGACGGACAAUGGAAUAAUCCAUUCCCGACUUGCGUAGAUAGAUCUUGUAAAGUCGGUGUUAUGCAUCCUCAUCUCUACGUAGCUGGAUUACCACCAUCAAAUGAAAUAAUGGCGACUGGACAUAAGUUGCAUUUUCUUUGCAGCAAUACACAUGUACUAAUUGGGUCUACAGAAAUUGAGUGUUUAGAAAAUGGACAAUGGAAUUCCCCCUUUCCUACUUGCUCUGGUGACCAGGGUUGUGGGAGGCCACCGCCUCUUUCAGACGGAGACACCAAAACAAGUACUAAACAGCAGUACCAACAUAAUGAAAGGGUUGAAUAUAUUUGUCAGCGUUACUACGCCAUGGAUGGUGGACUGUUCAAAACCUGUGUGGAUGGUGAAUGGAUUGGAGAGAUUAGAUGCCUCCAACCCUGCGUUGUGAAUAGAGAAGACAUGAACAGACAUAAUAUUCAGUUCAGGAGCAGACAGCUGAACUCCACCGAGACAGCUGGUGAUGCAAAUCUGAAGGCUAGACCCUCCAAUUUCACAGCCGCUCACUUCCAGUUUACCCGGCCUUCAGAGGACCCGGCCCACGCAGACCGUGAAGGCCAGGUCCGCAGGAGGAUGCAGCCCCUGAAUUUGGACACCCCUUCUCUCUUUCUCAACUAUAUAGUGCUGUGA
Pelmatolapia mariae (spotted tilapia) is the source of this 1200-nucleotide messenger RNA. RefSeq names its product coagulation factor XIII B chain-like. Gene Ontology annotation, biological process: complement activation. The record is from RefSeq and is a predicted model, not a curated record. The coding region runs from base 1 to 1200 and encodes 399 amino acids. The transcript is spliced from 8 exons. Gene Ontology annotation, molecular function: complement component C3b binding. NCBI's taxonomy places the organism in Eukaryota, Metazoa, Chordata, Actinopteri, Cichliformes, Cichlidae.